Molecule: messenger RNA, 279 nt
Organism: Schistosoma spindalis
Lineage: Eukaryota; Metazoa; Platyhelminthes; Trematoda; Strigeidida; Schistosomatidae
Source: the annotation of a GenBank genome assembly
AUGAUCUCCACCCGUAAUUCUGUUCUUACUACUACUACUACUACUACUACUACUACUACUACUACUACUACUACUACUACUACUACUACUACUACUACUACUACUACUACUACUACUACUAAUCACAUCAUUUUCAUUCCAAAAGUUUAUGAAUACAUCUUCGUAAUGAUUCAUUCUUUUAAUUGCCUAGGUUCCGUCUCUAACCUGGCCACACUCAUACAUGUAAUUUAUUCUGAAAAAUCUAUAAUAACUACAUCUAAACAUUCGAAUGAAUUUUGA